CACCACCACCACCACCACCUCAUCCCACUCGCCCUGACACCUUCACACGCACAUCGACAAUGGCAUCACCCUCCUUUUUCACCCCCUCUCCACCCCUUACCCCCUCCCUACACACCACCACCGACGCCCUCUACGUGACCAUCCGCUUCUCCGCCUCCAUUCCCGACCUCCCCCUCGACAUCUACUCCCCCUCAACCACCACCUCCGCAGGUCUAAAACAACUCAUCCGCACCCGACUCCCCCCACACCUCUCCUCGCACCGUCUCCGCCUCAUCCACGCCGGUCGUGGUCUCGAAGACAAAACCCCCCUCUCCGUAUCCCUGAAACUCCCUCCCACCUCCACCCGAUCUCCACGACCACCAGACACAAACUCCACCUCCGAUCCCAAAGGCAAAGGCAAAGCCCCUGCUCGCGACCAUCCCCGUCUUUACAUCCACUGCUCCAUCGGUGACAUAGUACUCUCGGCGACCGAUCUUGCCGCUGAAGCGUCGAUCGCGUCUACAUUGCAUCAACAGGAAACAUCGUCAUCGGAGUCAGGGUCACAAGAUGAUGGGGAAAGGAGGCGGAAAGAUGUGCAGGCUAGUACUACAACCCCUGCGCCUAGGGGCUUCGACCGGUUACUGUCAGCGGGGUUUACACCUGCGGAGGUGGCGGGCCUUCGGUCGCAGUUUCUAGCGGUGCAGUCGGUGUCGCGGACCCCGGAUACGAUGCCAUCCGGGGCGGAGUUGCGGGAACUGGAGGAUCGGUGGAUGGAUGAGGGGUCGUCGGCGGCGAUGGUUGGUGGGGGCGGGGAGGGCGGGGAGGGGGUGGUUUCGCUUGCGGAUGAUGAUGGCGGGAGGGAGGAGGGGGUUUGGAGUUGGAGGAAGGGAUUGGCGGUAUUUGUGGGGGUGGUGGUGAAUAUUGCGUUUGGGGCGAUGAGGAUUAUGAAUUAG
Molecule: messenger RNA, 932 nt
Organism: Aspergillus sclerotioniger CBS 115572
Lineage: Eukaryota; Fungi; Ascomycota; Eurotiomycetes; Eurotiales; Aspergillaceae
Product: DSC3 family protein
Exons: 2
Coding region: 60-932 (290 amino acids)
Biological process (GO): protein processing
Cellular component (GO): Dsc E3 ubiquitin ligase complex; endoplasmic reticulum
Source: RefSeq, a predicted model, not a curated record